Tetrahymena thermophila SB210 is the source of this 1791-nucleotide messenger RNA. RefSeq lists its product as hypothetical. The record is from RefSeq and is a predicted model, not a curated record. Lineage: Eukaryota; Ciliophora; Oligohymenophorea; Hymenostomatida; Tetrahymenidae. The transcript is spliced from 6 exons.
UUUACUUUACAAAUAAAUCUCUCAAGUGAUAUCUACAUAUUUUUUUUGAUGAGCGAAUAUCAAGAUAAGCUAGUAAAUAGAUUAGUAUCAGCUACAUCUUCUUAAAAUAAAAGCCAAGAUGAUGAAUAGCAAUAGAAAUUUUAAAGGAGGAGCUAAAGAUACCUAUCAAAAGUUACUUAACAAAAGAUUGAAGUAUUUAAUAACUUAACUGAGUAGUUUUUACAAGGAAAAAGAGUACCAGAACUUUCAGAGUUUUAAAAAGAGUUGAUUAGGCAGCAGUAAGUGGAUUCUAUAAAAGAUGCAAGUGACCUACGAAGAGUGAUUGUAUCUUAAAAAAAUGAAUAGUAGAGAAAUUAAAUUUAGAAUUAUUAAAAUAAAUAUAAGAUUAAGCAAGAAAAAUAAAAAUAUUAAUAAUUAGUGAAAAAGAUUGAAGUAGAUGAAAAAACAAAGCAGUGGUCAGAGGAAUAGUAAAAAAAAUUAGAUUUAAAAUCUAAAUUGCACUAAGAAAGGCUAUAGUAGGAGCUACUUGAAAAAGAGGCAAAAGCAAAUAUACCAGGUAUAAAAGAUAUGUUCUUUAAGCAGUUUAUAAAAGAUACCCAAGAAAAGUCAUAGCCUCCUUCAAGAAAUUCUGUAAUUGAUGAUAAUGAAUAGUAAAAUGAUUAAUUAAUUGAAUUAAAUUACUUAGAUGAGCUAAAAUAAAACAAAUAAGAUGAAUAAUAAGCUUCAAUUAAGAAAAAAACAACUUCUGUAAAUUAAAAAUUUAAUGAUUAUCAAAUGCAAAUGCAAGGAGAUGACUACGUAGGUCAUUAAAUGAGAAACAAAAGUAUGUCUUCAGGAAAUAUGCCUCAAUUUAAUGUUUAGUCAAAACUUUAUUAAUAAAAAUAUCUCGGAGAAGGUGUUGUUAACAAGGAUUUCCACAUUAAUAAUGAAAAAAUUAAAAAAUAGUUUUACAAUCUAAAUAGAUUUAAUUAAUUCUAAAAGGAUAUUGAAAAAAAACUUAAGCAGGAACAAGAAAAGCUAGCUAUUUAAAAAAAAAUAAAAACUGAAAUGGAAAAUUAAACAAAUAAUUUUCUUUUGACAAAAGAUAUGUGGGAGAAAAUUAUUGACGCUGAUAAAAAUAACCAACCUUUUCGAUUACCUAACUUUGGAAUAGAAAAGACACCAGUAUAUAAGAUGCAGCAAAAUAACGAAGAAGAAAAAAGAAAAAUUAUAGAAAAAAAGCAAAGAAUUAAACAAGGAGUUUUUAUAUCUCCAAAGAAAACAUUUAUCAAUUUCAAAAAUAUUUAUAAAGGAGUGAAAGAUAUCAAAAAGUACACAACAUUGUACAACACUACAGAAUAUUCAUAAAAUAGAUUAUUAGAAACAUCGUUAAAGAAUAGUGUAAAUUCGGCAAGACUAAUAUGGGGCUCAAAUUUCUUAAAACCAACUACAUCACCCAACAAUAAAGAAAAUAAUCUAAUUAAGAGUUACUAAUAACCAAUUCAAGAAGAACCUGAUUUUAAUGGUGAUGAACUCGUUUAAUAAAAUGACUAUGAUUUAUAAGCAACAAAUCAAAAUAUUUAGAUAGAUAAAGAUAGUUUGAUGAAUAAAUCUGAAUCAGCAUACUUGCCUCAGCUAGUUUAAUCGAAUUAAUAAGCAUAUUCUACUUAAUAUGAAUCUAGUAAAUACAAAGAUACAAAUGAUUAUUUUUAUUCUAAUCUAUCAACAAAAGAAAAAGAAUAGUAUGAGUAAUAAGAGAUACCUAAAAGAUAUGUAUAUACAAAAUCUCAUUAAAAGAUUAAACUUUAUUGA